Messenger RNA from Cuculus canorus (common cuckoo), 1339 nucleotides. It is a transcript of the gene FBXW9, whose product is annotated as F-box and WD repeat domain containing 9. Gene Ontology annotation, cellular component: nucleus; cytoplasm. The record is from RefSeq and is a predicted model, not a curated record. Lineage: Eukaryota; Metazoa; Chordata; Aves; Cuculiformes; Cuculidae. Gene Ontology annotation, biological process: ubiquitin recycling; proteasome-mediated ubiquitin-dependent protein catabolic process. Gene Ontology annotation, molecular function: ubiquitin binding. The transcript is spliced from 11 exons. Bases 38 to 1273 code for a protein of 411 amino acids.
GCCGGGAGCGGCUCGGGCCGGGGGGCUCCGCACCGCCAUGGAAGGGGCCCCCCCCGCGCCCCAGGACCCCCCCCCCGACCCGUUGCCCCCCCCGUCAGCAGCGGGGGGCUGUGGGGGGGCGGGGGGGGGGCUGCUGUCGCUGCCGCUGGAACUGCUGCUGCGAAUCUGCGCCUUUUUGGGGGCUCGCGAGGUCCGGGGGGUUCUGCCCCACGUCUGCCGCGCGCUGCGGGACGUCGCCCGCGACGCCGUCGCAUGGAGGCUGCGGCUGCAGCGCUGCGCCCGCGGCCCCUUCCCCAUCCUGGAAGAUGAGGGGUUCGACAUCUCUGCCGCCUGCGUCGACCUGGAGGAGCACUUGGAGCGCUGGGGGGACGGGGGGGCCCUCAUGGAGCACUUCUCUCUCGACGAGGGACACUUCGCCUCCGUCGACUCCGUCCUCCUGCUGCAGGGGGGUACCCUUUGCAUUUCGGGUGCUCGUGACCGCAACGUCAACCUGUGGGACCUGCGAGAGCUGGGACGGGCGCCGGGGAAGGUCCUGGUGAAGGCGUUGGGCACCGAACGCAACGGAACCCACAAAGGUUGGGUUUGGUGUUUGGCGUCCCGCGAUAACAACGUCUGCUCGGGGUCGUGGGACAGUACCGUGAAGCUCUGGGAUCUCGCGGCCGAGGGGCAGCAGAUCGGGGAGAUCAGGGAAAAAGCAGCCGUUCUUUGCCUCUCGUACCGCCCCGACGUCCUCAUCACGGGCACCUACGACAAAACCAUCACCAUUUACGAUCCUCGAGCCGCGCAGACGUUAGUCCGAAGCUACAAACCCCACGCGAACGCCGUUCUGGCGUUGGCGGCGGACGAACGUCUCAUCGUGUCGGGAAGCGAGGAUCGAACUCUCGUCGUCUACGACCGCCGCGCAGACGGUGUCCUGCAGCGCCUGCAGCUGGAGAGUUAUCUCUUGGCUAUGUCGUACCGGGGGGGGCACCUCUGGGCCGGCGACAACCACGGCCGCGUCUGCGUCUUCGCCAACAGCGCCGGAACCUUCCAACCCGCCCGGAUGUUCGAUGUGGGGCACCGACUGCACAUCACGGGGCUGUGGCACUCUCUGGGGUCCCUCUACAGCACCUCCACCGACCGCAGCCUACGGAUCCACGUCCCCACGGACCCCCCCCGGACCAUCUGCUCGUGGACACACGAUGACGUCCUCAAUGGGGUCAGCGUGGAGGGCGAUGUGGUGGCCGCGGCCUCGGGGGGACUCUCAGUCGAGAUUUGGCGCCUCCGGACCUGAUGUGACCCCCGGGGGGGGUCCCCCCAAAUUCCUCUCCCUCCUCCCCCCCGCCCCUUUCAUCCUGGG